AUGGGAAGGCCAAGAAACCCCAAAAUUAUGCAGCAGCUAGGUGUACCCUUUUUCGGGAAUUAUCACCACAAUGGGUCUGGCACAUCCAGCUGCUACCUACAGGGUCACUGCAGCACAGCUCCCCGGUCGCUGAGGAGAGAAUCCGCCAGGGGGUCGUCCUUG
Molecule: messenger RNA, 162 nt
Organism: Pelobates cultripes (western spadefoot toad)
Lineage: Eukaryota; Metazoa; Chordata; Amphibia; Anura; Pelobatidae
Source: the annotation of a GenBank genome assembly